Selaginella moellendorffii is the source of this 1450-nucleotide messenger RNA. Its product is annotated as 26S proteasome regulatory subunit 6A homolog. Lineage: Eukaryota; Viridiplantae; Streptophyta; Lycopodiopsida; Selaginellales; Selaginellaceae. Gene Ontology annotation, biological process: proteasome-mediated ubiquitin-dependent protein catabolic process. Gene Ontology annotation, cellular component: proteasome regulatory particle, base subcomplex. Bases 39 to 1310 code for a protein of 423 amino acids. The record is from RefSeq and is a predicted model, not a curated record. The transcript is spliced from 10 exons. Gene Ontology annotation, molecular function: proteasome-activating activity; ATP binding; ATP hydrolysis activity.
AGGGUUUAUGAGUUUAGGGUUCCAGAGGAGAAAGAGCUAUGGCGAUGAUGGAGGCAGACAUCUUCGAUGCCGGGGAAGGCGAUGAGGCCGGGAUGUCGACAGAGGAGAUGAUCCGGCACACGCGGAUCCUUGAGAAUGAGGUGCGCGUUCUCAAGGAUGAGGUCCAGCGCGUGACGCUGGAGCUGGAUGCAACCAAGGAGAAGAUCCGGGAGAACCUAGAGAAGAUCAAGCUGAACAAGCAACUGCCUUACCUCGUCGGGAAUGUGGUCGAGAUCUUGGAUGUAAAUCCUGAGGAUGAAGCUGAGGAAGACGGUGCCAAUGUCGAUCUCGAUUCUCAAAGAAAAGGAAAAUGCGUCGUGCUCAAGACCUCCACUCGCCAAACAAUUUUUCUCCCAGUGGUUGGUUUGGUGGAUCCGACCACUCUAAAACCGGGUGACCUUGUGGGUGUGAACAAGGACAGCUACUUAAUCUUGGAUACACUUCCGUCCGAGUAUGAUUCUCGUGUCAAGGCUAUGGAAGUCGAUGAGAAACCCACAGAGGACUACAGUGAUAUUGGAGGGCUUGACAAACAAAUUCAAGAGCUGGUCGAAGCAAUUGUCCUCCCGAUGACACACAAGGAAAGGUUUCAAAAUCUGGGCAUCAAGCCACCGAAAGGAGUUUUGCUCUAUGGUCCUCCGGGCACGGGAAAGACUCUCAUGGCCAGGGCGUGUGCAGCUCAAACUAAUGCAACGUACCUCAAGCUUGCUGGUCCUCAGCUCGUGCAGAUGUUCAUCGGAGAUGGAGCAAAGCUCGUAAGAGAUGCCUUUCAGCUGGCAAAAGAGAAGGCGCCCUGCAUCAUUUUCAUCGAUGAAGUCGACGCUAUUGGGACCAAACGUUUUGAUAGUGAAGUUAGCGGUGAUCGGGAAGUCCAACGGACCAUGCUUGAGCUUUUAAAUCAGCUUGAUGGUUUCAGUAGCGACGACCGGAUUAAGGUGAUCGCAGCAACAAACAGAGCAGAUAUUCUAGACCCGGCUCUGAUGCGAUCUGGCCGUCUGGACAGGAAGAUCGAAUUUCCUCAUCCCACCGAGGAUGCCCGAGCGAGAAUCUUACAAAUUCACUCGAGGAAAAUGACUGUGAGCUCCGAUGUGAACUUUGAGGAGCUGGCGCGCUCCACGGACGACUUCAAUGGUGCUCAACUAAAGGCCGUGUGCGUGGAAGCUGGAAUGCUGGCUUUGAGGCGCGAUGCCACGGAGGUUACGCACGAGGACUUCAACGAUGGCAUCAUCCAAGUGCAAGCCAAGAAGAAGGCCAGCUUGAACUACUACGCAUGAGCAAAUCAUAGAAGGGAUAGAAACCCUCGCACAUUUGAUUGUGAAAACUCUGAUUUUAACGAACUGGGGUUUUAAUGACAUUCUUAGAAUAUCUAUGCUAGAAUAUUUUAAUUAACGGUAAUCUCAACUUAAUCUUUCAA